Closterium sp. Naga37s-1 is the source of this 3495-nucleotide messenger RNA. Lineage: Eukaryota; Viridiplantae; Streptophyta; Zygnematophyceae; Desmidiales; Closteriaceae. The record is from the annotation of a GenBank genome assembly.
AUGCAUAUCAACGCGAUUAGAAGGGCCAAGGAGAGGAGUCGGUCUGGCUCGUUAGAAGGUCAAUUGCUCGACUCUAUAGCGGAGCACAGCAACUCCAACCAUGAAAGCGGCAGACAGAGCGAGAAUAACGAAGGAGCUUUUAGCGAGGCGCGGGAGGCAGGAGAAACCGGAGCAGGUACCGGAUUAGAGGAGGAUUGUGAUUUAGGGGAUGAUGGGUCUGUGGAUAUGGCGAGCUACAGUGAUUAUGGCCUUUCGUUUGAUAUGGUUGGGAAGGGCGGAGCAAACGGGGAGGAGCAGGUGGGCUUCACAGAUAAGUUCAGGCAAGUGGGAAAGCGUAACCAGAUGCAUAUCAACGCGAUUAAAAGGGUUAAGGAGAGGGAGAGGAGCCGGUCUGCCUCGUCAGAAGGUCAACUGCUCGACUCUAUAACGGAGCACAGGAACUCCAAUCGUCUGAGUGGCAGUGGCAGACAGAGUGAAUAUAACGAAGGAGCUUCUAGCGAGGCGCGGGAGGCAGGGGAAACUGGAGCAGGUACCGGAUUAAAGGAGGAUUGUGAUUUAGGGGAUGAUGGACACGUGGACAUGGCGAGCUACAGUGAUUAUGGCUUGUCGUUUGAUAUGGUUGGGAAGGGCGGAGCAAACGGGGAGGAGCAGGUGGGUUUCACGGAUAAGUUCAGGCAAGUGGGGAAGCGGAACCAGAUGCAUAUCAACGCGAUUAAAAGGGUUAAGGAGAGGGAGAGGAGCCGGUCUGCCUCGUCAGAAGGUCAACUGCUCGACUCUAUAACGGAGCACAGCAACUCCAAUCGUCUGAGUGGCAGUGGCAGACAGAGUGAAAAUAAUGAAGGAGCUUUUAGCGAGGCGCGGGAGGCAAGGGAAAACGGAGCAGGCACCGGAUUAAAGGAGGAUUGCGAGUUAGGGGAUGAUGGGUCUGUGGACAUGGCGAGCUACAGUGAUUACGGCUUAUCGUUUGAUAUGGUGGGGAGGGGCGGGGCAAACGGGGGGGAGCAGGCGGGUUUUACGGAUAAGUUCAGGCAAGUGGGGAAGCGGAACCAGAUGCAUAUCAACGCGUUUCGGAGGGACAAGGGCUGGGGCAGGGAUGGCGCUGAAUUGAUAGUAGGUGGGUUGAAUGACUCUAUAACGGUGCAGUCCGGUUUUAAGGUUGGUGGAGGGGGUGGGGGAGAGGGCGGAAACACGAGGUGCGGAGGUUUGGGUUCCGUUGAAGCGGGUAGCAUGGCUGUUGCUGGGGGCAGCGUUAGUGGCAGCAGGGGAGGCAGGGCUUGUGCUAGUAGCGAGAGUGACUGUAACGAGCGGGUGUUUGAUGCGAACACUGCAGCAGUGGCAGGGGAAGGCAGGGCUGACAAGGGUGGGGAGCAGCAGGCUGGUGAGGGGGACGCUGGGGGGAGCGCUGGGGAGAGCGCUGGGGAGAGCGCUGGGGGGAGCGCUGGGGGGAGCGCUGGGGAGAGCGCUGGGGAGAGCGCUGGGGGGAGCGCUAGGGAGAGCGCUGGGGAGAGCGCUGGGGGGAGCGCUAGGGAGAGCGCUGGGGAGAGCGCUGGGGGGAGCGCUGGGGAGAGCGCUGGGGAGAGCGCUGGGGGGAGCGCUGGGGAGAGCGCUGGGGAGAGCGCUGGGGAGAGCGCUGGGGGGAGCGCUAGGGAGAGCGCUGGGGAGAGCGCUGGGGGGAGCGCUAGGGAGAGCGCUGGGGAGAGCGCUGGGGGGAGCGCUAGGGAGAGCGCUGGGGAGAGCGCUGGGGGGAGCGCUGGGGAGAGCGCUGGGGGAGGCGCUGGGGGAGGCGGUGAUGGUGAUGGGUCUCAGGAAGGGCAUGCUGAGCCCUUGGCAUCACUCUCGUUCCGAACAGCAGCGGAUUCUCUCCCCUGCACUGAAGCAACUGCUUCCCUGGCUUGCACUGACGCAAUCACGUCCCUCCCCCGCACGGAAGCAUCUGCAGAAUCCUUUUCUGGGAGCUUGCUGGCGUCAGCAACUCUCCCCUCGGCCUUGCUGUCAGUGCUGGCCAAUAGGGGAGAAGCAAGCUUGGGGAAAUGUCAGCAGCCCCGUCGUCUGUCUGUCCCCUGCCGCCCGGCCUCGGCCGCCAGGUGGCGUGCCACGUGUGGCCUGCCGUCUCGUGCGGCCAUCGAGAGAGAUGCUGAGCUGGCUGCCAGGCUGGCAGAGAUCCGAGCUGGAUACGCUGGGCGGUGGGUGGGAGAGGAUAAGAUCGGGCGGGAGGGCUCGGGGGUACACAGUCAGCUGGAGAGUCGGGCAGGGGAAGAGGAAGGGGAUGGAGGGAUGGUGGAGGAGAGAGUGGGAUUGGGGGAGGGCUGGGGAGAGGGAGAGGGAGAAGUGUUGGUGGAGGAAGUGCCGUUAACUUUGGAGAGAAUUGAAGCAGCUUUUAGUCGAUUCAGUAGCGUUGUUGAUUUGUGUGAGCGAGGAGGGGGAGAAGGAGGGGUAGAAAGGGGCGAAGGAGACGGGGAAGGAGUGAGAGGAGAGGAGGAAGGGGUGGGAGGGGAAGGGGAAGGGGUGAGUGGAGAAGGGGAAGGAGUGGGUGGAGAAAAUGAAGGAGAGAGAGAAGGAAAAGAGGGUGGAGAAGGAGAGGAGAAAGGAGUGAGAAGAGAGGGAAGGGAGGCAGGGGAUGGGGAGCAAGAGGAAGGGGGGAAGGGAGGGGAAGGAGGAGAAAGAGCACAGGGAGGGGAGGAGGUGGCGAGGGUAGUGGGCAGGAUAGAGGAGGCAUUUGACCGACUCAGCAGCCAUGUUGACGAGCUGGCAGCACUCAAGGCACAACAGGUUGCUGCUGCUGCCAGUGCUGCUGCUGCUGUCAGUGUUAGUGCUGCUGCUGCUGGCAUUGUUACUGCUACUGCAUCUGCUCCUGCUGCCAGUCCUUGUGGUGCUGCUACUGUGCGGAAUGUAGCUGCUGCUACUGUGGGGAACGCGGCUGUCCCUGCUGCUAAUGCUGGCAAUCCAGUGAAGAGGGUGUAUAGUAUCCGAGUGAAACCGGCCCACAUGCAUGCUGCUGUGAGGGCAGCCGUGCAGGCAGUGCAGGCUGUGCCAUGGGGGCAGGUGGGGCAAAGGGAACGGGGGCAAGGGGUGCACGGGCGAGGCAUCUCAACUGCAGAAGCAGCAGAAGGAAGUGCAGCAGAAAGUGCUUCCUGGAAGGGGUUAGUGCCGGAUCAGCUGCCAAUCACCACCGUUGGUGCUGAAACUGCUGUGCGUGAUUCGAAUGCACCUGCUGCAUUCAACGGCCCAGAUGCCCCGGCUGUGUUUCCGGAUCCAGAUUCCCCUCCUCAUAGGGUAACAGGUGAUGGCUACGUGGAAUCUGCCCCUGUACCGUUCUCAACCGUUGUAUUUCCUGCAGAAUCAUCACUCUGCUCCGAUGAGGAUAUUCUGGCAGCAGCAGCAAUGGUCGAGGCAGCCAUAGGGAGUUUCGCCGCAGACUCCAGGAAGCAUGCAGGGCAACACAGGACAGCAACGGGAUGGGCCAGAGGAGAGGAGAAAGGAGGGAGCAGGUCGUGA